AUGGACAACAGAAACUGCUCCUCAUUUCCUGAAUUCCUUCUUUUGGGAAUUACCAAUAACCCGGACUUAAAAGUGAUGUUAUUUGCUGUGUUUCUAGUUGUUUAUCUGACCAUUCUGCUGACAAAUAUUGGAAUGAUCAUUUUGAUCAGGAUGGAGCCCCGGCUUCACACACCCAUGUACUUCUUCCUCAGCCACCUCUCCUUCUCUGACCUCUGCUAUUCCACUGCGGUUGGACCCAAGAUGCUGGAGGGCCUUCUUGGAGACAAAAAUUCAGUUUUUUUUACAGGCUGUUUUCUUCAACUCUUAAUCGUCUCUAUCUUUAUAGAUAUUGAGUGCAUGUUGCUGGCUGUGAUGGCCUUUGAUAGGUACAGGGCCAUCAGCAAUCCCCUGCUGUAUGCAGUAGACAUGUCCAGUAGGGUGUGCUACCAAUUCUUAACUGCAGUAUACCUGGUGGGAACAAUAGAUGGUUUCAUACAUACAACAUUGGCAUUCAGCUUGUGUUUCUGUGGCUCUACUCAGAUCAAUCAUUUUUUCUGUGAUUUGCCUCCAGUUUUACUCCUUUCCUGUUCUGACACACAGGUCAAUGAAUUGUUACUAUUUGUCCUUUUUGGUUUCAUUGAGUUGAGCACCAUCUCAGGAGUUCUAGUCUCCUACUGUUACAUUCUAUUAUCAGUCUUAAAAAUCAGCUCUGCUGGGGGGAGGUUCAAAGCGUUCUCCACCUGUGCAUCCCACUUAACUGCAGUUGCCAUUUUCCAAGGAACAAUGCUCUUCAUGUAUUUCCGACCAAGUUCUUCCUACUCUCUAGACCAAGACAAAAUGACCUCACUCUUUUAUCUCCUGAUUAUUCCCAUGAUGAAUCCUCUGAUUUAUAGCCUAAGAAACAAGGAUGUGAAAGAGGCCUUGGUUAAACUAAGAGGUAAAUGGUGA
Molecule: messenger RNA, 927 nt
Organism: Nannospalax galili (Upper Galilee mountains blind mole rat)
Lineage: Eukaryota; Metazoa; Chordata; Mammalia; Rodentia; Spalacidae
Product: olfactory receptor 5W2-like
Exons: 1
Coding region: 1-927 (308 amino acids)
Biological process (GO): G protein-coupled receptor signaling pathway; sensory perception of smell
Cellular component (GO): membrane
Molecular function (GO): G protein-coupled receptor activity; olfactory receptor activity; odorant binding
Source: RefSeq, a predicted model, not a curated record